UUAUCUACAAGGCAACACUCAAGCCAAAGAUUUAAUAUAAAAUUUCAACCUAUCUAACUAGUAAGUCCCUUAUUUUUCUCAGUUUGAGUUUGUUGAGUAUUCAUUUGGUAAAUGCCGCAGAUUUAACUAGUUUAUAAUUAUUGUGAAUAGUAAAAAUAUAAAAUAAAAAAUGUUUGAGCCAACUGUUCCAACAACUUCAAUAAAAGAUUUAGAAAGUUUAACAAAAGAUCAUGUUAAAGGUCGAAUAGUAAAGCAUGAAGUACGCCCGCUGACAGAAGUGGGAGAAAAUUUUGGAAGUGAAAUUGUAGUAGUUGAUAUGACAGUGGAAGAAGAUGAAAAGGAACACGUUGUGCAUGCGGUGGCCAAGCUGAUUCCUCCAACUGACAUGCAACAGGAAAUAUUCAAUACAAAGGUGACCUACAAAAACGAAAUCGGGUUUUAUGCGGAAAUAGUGCCCGCUUUGAAGCUAUUCCAAAAAGAACAAGGCGUGGCCAAUGUGGCUGAAGUGUUAGACUAUUUUCCGGAAUUAUAUGGCGCAAGGAUCAGCUUGAAUCCUAGUUCUAACGAUAUAGAUAAGGAUGCCGUCAUUUUAAUGGAAAAUUUGAAAAUCAGCGGUUUUAAAAAUUUGGACAGACAAAAUGGCUUCGAUUUACCCACCACCAAACUAGUCUUGAAGACAUUCGCCAAGUUUCAAGCUACGGUAGUGGGAUUGAAAUUAAAACGCCCAGAUAUCUUCGAAGCAAAAGUAAAACCUUACAUAUACGAGUGGAAGUCAGAACCCCCAUUUAUGACCUAUGACAAUGUAAUAACCGAAAACCCCGAGACGGCCCAUCUAGCACCUAGAGUUGCCAGAGCCUUGGAAAAAGGCAAAUUAAGGAUAAAAAGAAUAAGAGAACCUUGGGCAACAAUUAUUCACAACGAUGCCUGGGUUAACAAUAUCAUGUUUAAAUUGUCCAACGAAGAAGUAGUCGAUAUCAAAUUGGUAGAUUUCCAGAUUUUCGAUUAUGCUUCUCCAGCUUGCGACGUGAUCUUUUUUCUGCUGACCAGUGUCCAAGUACCAGUUUUGAAGUACCAUUUCGACAAACUCCUCAGGUUCUACUAUGACGAGUUUAUUUCAACACUUCAAUUGUUGAGAGUUGACAUUAAUCCUUUCACUUACGAAAGUUUUCAGGAAGAACUCAAAAUAGAAGGUCCUUAUCAAGUUUAUCACUCCCUAUUUCUCUUGCCCGUUGUUUUUGGACCUAAGGGAGGAUUUCGAAAACCGCCAGGAAAAGUGCGUGAAUGGAAUCCAAAUGGUAUUUCAAAUGGUUCAAGUUCUCCAGCAACCAAUGGUCCUCCUAAACCUGGAGCGUUUAAAUUAACACAGCAGUGCAAAGAAAAAUUGUGGUACAUUGUAGAAGAAGCUGCAAAGAGAAAGUGGAUUUAAUUUAAUCUAUUACCAAAUUUAUAUUUAUUAUACUUCAGUUUGUUUACACAGAAAAGGUUAAAUAUUUAUCUUAAAUUUAAAAAAUAUAAUUCUUUUUCCAAAA
Sitophilus oryzae (rice weevil) is the source of this 1529-nucleotide messenger RNA. RefSeq lists its product as uncharacterized. NCBI's taxonomy places the organism in Eukaryota, Metazoa, Arthropoda, Insecta, Coleoptera, Curculionidae. The transcript has 2 exons. The record is from RefSeq and is a predicted model, not a curated record. The coding region runs from base 170 to 1426 and encodes 418 amino acids.